GGGGGGAUGUAACUCGGAAAGGAUUCUUUCCCGGACCUAUGUCCGUUAUUCUUUGCCGAUAUUUAAACGUGAUAUUCAUUGAACAUAAUAAAACAGAACGACAAUACAAACUGUGAGUCACAUUUAACAGUGAUGUAUGGUCUGAAGCUAUCACGGCGAAUAAGUGUUAAGAACUCUUCUCGGGCUACCAGCAUUGUUAGGCGGUUGAAUGGAGCAGCGUUUCGAGAACAAUCUUCGUCGUCCUCAGGAUAAUGAAGUUCUUCUCGGGCCUAACACGGCUGGUUACCCGAGAAGAAUUGAUUGUACGCAACAAAGCUUCACUUUGAAGCGUUCAGCAAUAGAGAAAUCAUACUCAGAGGCACUGCUGAAGAUAUCCUCAGCAUUCCUGAACAGAAAAAUUCCUAACAUUCCAGACAUCAAGGUUGAGGGUGGAGAGGAAAAAUGGAACAUGUGGAAUGUGUGGCGCACGGUGCUAGAGGAGAAUGAGAAGCUUGCUCGCGCACGUCUUGCUGCUGUUGAAGUGUUCCACCAGCAGAUUGCAGAUGAUGCAAAGGUGCUGAAGGCCCACAAACUUCAGACUGCACGGAAGUCAGUGGAGCACCUCGUGGUCAUUCAGAAAGAGCUGCAAACUUGUGUCCAGGACAUUGACAAGACCAAGAAGUUGUACUUUGACGAGGAGCACAGCGCCCACGAUGUGAGGGACAAGGAGGAGAAGUUAAAGAAGAAAAAGGGCUCAUUUUUACAGUCAAUUACCUCCUUACAGAAAAACAGUGCUAAGGUGACGUCAAAACGGGAGGCUCUGGAGGAGAAAUCAACCGGCGCACGAAAUGACUAUCUGUUGAGCCUUGCAGCUGCAAACGCACAUCAGACACAUUACUUUGUUGUGGAUCUCCAGUCAACAAUGCAGAUGAUGGAGAACAACGUGUAUGAGAAGGUUGCUGAGUACCUCAUGCUGAUUGGACGUACAGAACUGCUCACGUGUUCAGCUACACAAACCUCCUUCACCAGGAUACGGGAUCAAGCUCAACAGCUGACGCGGGAGUACAACCUGCAGUGUGUGUAUCUGUUCUAUCCUGUGCUGAAACAGCACAUCCAGUAUGAAUUCGAACCUUGCGAUAAUGACACUGUGGACAAAAUAACAGCUGACCAUGCUUCUGCUGUGGUCAGUCUGAGCAAAGAAGCCAAACGCUGGGCGGCCCGCAUCGCGCGAGAGACGAACAACGUUCGCGAGUACACAAGGAAACUGCACAUCUUCCAGCAGCUGAGGGACUCGGGGCAGAAGGUAGAUCCAAAUGAUCAGAAUGGCCCAGAUCUGGAAACCAAAAUUGAAGAGCUGAGGCAAGGAAUUCGAAGAUCAGAGACAGCAAAGCUGAAGGCUGAGGCCCGGAUAGAAUGUCUGCGGUCCGGUGGAGUCAACGUGGAUGAGUGGAUGCAGGAGGUGGACAACCUGAGUGUGCAGGAUAUGCCUCGGUCUGCCAGCUCGCUGUCUGUUCGUACUGAUGCCUCUGGAACAGGGGAGCCCCCAGCUGCUGAUUCACUGCAUGACAGUGAUGGUGAUCUGACUGCAGUGGAGCGCCAAGGCAGUGAGUCUGAAGUGGCUGAGGAUGAAAAGCCUGAGGUGGACGGAGAGUGGGCCGUGGUGGAGCAGGAGCGACAGAGGCUGGAACAGCUCACUGCUGGCUGGGAUGACCCCACGCAAGUAGACUGGGGCCCUGAUGAUGGGGCACCUGAAGGAGAAGUGGAUGUUGUGCAGCAGCCCCCAACCGUUGACAUAACGAUCGAGCCGGGACAGAUGUACAAGUGCAUAGCCCUGUACAAUUACACAGCCCAGAACCCAGAUGAACUCAGCAUUGUGGAGAAUGAGCAGCUGGAGGUGGUGGGUGAAGGUGAUGGUGAUGGAUGGCUGCGUGCUCGCAACUACCGUGGGGAGGAGGGUUACGUGCCCCACAACUACCUGGAUGUGGAUCAUGAUGAUCAGUGCGCUCAAGUGGGGGGCUCCAGCUACCAGCUGGUAUCUCAGAUAUCAUUCAGUUCUGUGGACUACACAGUGGAUGAGCCUGAGGACAUGAAGACUCAAGACGAGCCAGCUGUUGAACAAGAUGGUUUGGAAAGUUACUGCCUCGCUUUGUAUGACUAUGAAGCCACCUGUCCAGAGGAAUUGUCAUUCACUGAGGGCCAAGUGAUCCGGGUCUUGAGGAAAGUGGUCCAUGUAGUUGAUGAUGGCUGGUGGGAGGGUGAGCUGGAUGGCCGCACUGGACUCUUCCCUUCUCUGGUUGUGGAGGAGUGUCGUGAGGAUGGCGAGCCCCUAACACCUCAAGACGAAGAUGAGACACCAGGGUCAGCCCCGCCUGUGUUCACGCCGCCAGAUGUGCCUACAUUCCUACUGGGUCCCCAGCAGGUCAUCGUCACGCAGCCCACCCCUAUCAUUGACCAGCCAUCACCAAAACCAGACGCACAGCCACCUGACUCAUCUCCUUCUGCAGAGGCCGGAUUUGAGAUGCAGCUGAGUGAUGGGAAGUAUGAGCAAUACGACAGCCAGUUCCAGGGGUCUGCCCCGCCCGCCAUCACAGUGGAUGAAUGCCCCACCAUCUCGAUUGACGAUGAGGAGGAGGAGGAGGUAUUCACACAAGAUGAAGCACCAGUACAACCAGAAAUUUAUGCUGAGGGUGGCAAACCUGAAUCGCCACCCCUCCAAGAUGACAGUUUUGGUCUUGGCGUGGCUCAGAUCGUUAUUACCGCCGCGACCCCUAUGGUCGAAGAACCAGAACAGCCAUUCCCCCCUCCGCCUUCAGAAGAGGAAGUAAAAGCAUCAGAGCAGACAGAGGAGGUUGACCAGAACUCAGUGGAGGAGCCGUCAUUAUCUGAGGAUGUGACGGUGGCUGAGGUCGCAGAAGAACCGGAUGAUCCGACGGACUCGGCCCCGUUCCCAAUCAGCAGCAGCACCGGGAGCGAAGAGGACACGUAUACGGGGCCCAGCACAGCCGAGAAUUCACAGAGUCAGCCUGCUGAGCAGCCUGAGACAAGUGCGAGCAGUACGGCAGUGGGUCCGGAAAGCAUCCCGGAUGAACUCGAGCCGCACCAGCUGGCUCAGUUGCAAGAUCUAAAAGAAUCAAACGCUUAAGCAGUAUCACAGCCAGGCUUCUGUCACACGUGGCGAGUGACUCACUGGGCCAAGCGGCAGGUUACGUUGAGUAAGCUCCUUCAGAAGUUUUGCAGUAGCACGUUACAAGAACCACAGACUUGUGCCUUUUUACAAGAAAUAACUGCACUUCUGGUAUGUUUAGAAAUUCCUCUCUCUCUGUUGUUUGGCAGUGAUCACGCAACCUUGUGUGGCAUUAACCUUGUAAGUUAAUAUUUUAUAUAGUACAGAACUGUUGUACAGUGUAUAUUCUGCAUCAUGUUGUCUGUUAGAUCACAUCCAGGUAGAGCGAGGAUAUUUUCAGCAGUAGCUCCUUCAUUAUUGCAUAACGAUUUACCUAUAUUUUUGUUGCUCCUUCAUUUCACAUCGAGGACAUCUGAAUAAUUUAUCUUGAAAGCUGAAAGUAAAAUUUUUAUUUCCAUUUUGUGGAAAGAAUAGCAUUCUUCAGUCCUAAGGGCUUUUCAUUCAUUUUUUUUUUUUCCUAACAUGUUAUACAUCCUUCUUAGACAUGGAGUCUGGCAUGAAGGUCCUCGUCACAUAGACCAUGACAAACAAGAGAUCUCUCGUUCUUCUGAAUUUUUAUCACAGUUAUGAAGUGAAAAUUGGUCUUUCAUGGCUUAGAUCAGUAUUUUUGGUAGCAUGCCAUAUGAUAAUCAGUAGACUAAAUAAGUAGAAGGUACUACUUGCUCAAAUAUUUUUACUUAUGUAAACAUUUUAUAUAAUUUCUCCUUUUAUUUUUCUCUAGGUAUUUCAGUAUUAAAUUCUUAGGUCAUAUUACAUAUUGCAUGUAGUAAAUCAUAAGGCACAUUACACCUUCCCCUUGUUUUAAACAUUAUGUGGUAAUGGGUAUACUUAUUGCGUUGGACUUAUUCAUUUUAUACCACAAUGUUUUGAAAGUUGGUUCUUCUUCGGUCUUUAGGUGACCAGGUGGAGGACAAGUCUACUCUGUUGGGCUUUAUGGUUGAGCUGCUCCGAAUCUUUGUCACCUGAAGAUGGAAGCAGAACCAAAUUUCAAAACAUUGUGGUUUAAAGGCACUUAGACAGUGGAUAAGUCCAGCAGAAUAAUUAUACUCAAUGUACUACAGCAUUGUCAGAGACAUUUGAACUUUUUGACAGGUUUUUUAGUUUCAUUUUAAUGCGCUGUACACUUUCACACUGAGUUCAGUUUCAGUUGCCAGAGCGCCACUUUAUUUGGUCGCAAUGUUUUAGGUACAUGGCAGUUGGUGUUAUAGAUAUUCUUUGGUCUGUUUGUGGUUGUCAUGGUGCUGAUGUUGCGCGUUCCUAGGAAUCAAGAGUUCUUCACUUAUGUUUGAUAUUCUAGAAUACUAACUAUUGUUUAUAAAUAUCAGUAGACUUUCCAAAAUGAGAAAUGUUUAUUUAUGUUGACUUUGAGAAAAAACACGCAUUUCAAUAAGAGGGCAUGUCCUUGGUGACUGUGACAAUAUUCAGGUUGGUACUACUGCAACAUCUGUUCUGUCUCCUCUCAGCCGUGCCUUCUCAUCACAAAGAAGUAUUGUCUGUUGUGUUAGAAUCCUUAGUAUGCUGGACCUGGCAAAAUCCUUAUCAUCCGCUGCACAGGGAGUUCUGUGACAUCACAGUAAACGUGAUUUCUGACAGAAAGUUGAUUUGAGUGGGACAAAUACUGAUACUACCGUUAAGGCUUGUUCCCACAGAUGAGAUUCAAAUGCUAAACAUUGUUUCAUAUCAUGCGGUGUAUUCAGUGUCACAGUACGUAUAAAGCAAUUCAGUGCUCUGCCCUCUGAUCUAGUUCGUGGGUUAUGAUAACUUGUAUAUAGCGCAGAAGUGGUCUCUGGCCACUGCUGUCGUUGCUUGGCAACUGUAUCCUCUCUCGUAAGUGAUCACUAUGUAGGAUUCUGGUGAGUGUGAAUAUAUAUUCAUAAGAUUGUGAUAAUACUUGAGUGUGUGAAUGUGUUACAUGCAAGAUGGGUUUUGAGGCAGUAGUGUCUCUUAACAUAGUGUGUAUAAAUAACAUUUUUACUCAUGAUUUUAUCACUGAACCACACUGCAUGAUAAAUGUUUUACCCCACAUACAAACCUUGAUGGUAGUAACGUGUAUCAACUGAAGUAGACUCAGUAUAGUAAUACGUGCAGUCUGCAGUGUUUGUAAAGCUACCGCCAUGUCCAGUGUGCCAGUUUAUUCGCACAAUGUAGUAGUAGCGUGAAGCAGCAUACCAGCACUUCUGGUCUGGCCAAUAAUACUUGUCUUUAUACUUCCCUGUACAGGGUGGGCCUUACCACACCUUUUUAUACUUCAGAAUGACAUUUGCCCACUUUUGCUCUAGAACUAGUGUAGAUCAUGUAAUUGUGUCACAGUAGUAUGUUCCCUUGUCAACAGAGAUGACACAGCUGGUUUAAAUUUGAUGAGGAAUUUUUAUUGUAGUAUGUCAGUAGAUCAUCUUACCUGGUUCACAUUGGGCAUCUUUUGAAGGUACCCUCCCCUAUAUGUAUACUCUUGUCCUGUCACAUGAAAUGACUGUGUAAAUUGACACUGAUCACAAUUGUUAAUCAUGAGAAACAAUGAAAAUUCCAGGUCAGAUUUGAACCACCCUCAUCCUAAGGCACAGCUACUGACUCCCUUUCUUCACCUGCCUCUCUCUAACAGCAAAGUGCAAUUGUUUUGUUUCACAAUAUACGUGCACCUUGCAGGGCUGGGGCAGGUAUCAGACAGGCCUACAGCUGCUUGCUUCCUUACCUCCUGGUAUGCAUAAAUGUAAUUACCGAGAGUGUGUGGAAAUAUAAGUAAUGUUAAUCAACGUGCA
Zootermopsis nevadensis is the source of this 5919-nucleotide messenger RNA. It is a transcript of the gene nwk, whose product is annotated as FCH and double SH3 domains nervous wreck. Gene Ontology annotation, cellular component: recycling endosome; neuromuscular junction. Gene Ontology annotation, biological process: regulation of actin filament polymerization; neuromuscular synaptic transmission. Lineage: Eukaryota; Metazoa; Arthropoda; Insecta; Blattodea; Termopsidae. The record is from RefSeq and is a predicted model, not a curated record. Gene Ontology annotation, molecular function: protein binding.